AUGCGGCGCAAGUGGAUAGAUUUACAUAAUUGUCAAAUGUGGAAACGGGAGACGGUCUAUACAGAGUUAACCGGGGAGUCAAAGUCAGGUUCCUUUGCCGAGACGCGGCAUCCCGCAUGA
Chondrus crispus (carragheen) is the source of this 120-nucleotide messenger RNA. RefSeq lists its product as hypothetical. The transcript has a single exon. Lineage: Eukaryota; Rhodophyta; Florideophyceae; Gigartinales; Gigartinaceae. The coding region runs from base 1 to 120 and encodes 39 amino acids. The record is from RefSeq and is a predicted model, not a curated record.